Lagenorhynchus albirostris (white-beaked dolphin) is the source of this 1262-nucleotide messenger RNA. It is a transcript of the gene PHYHD1, whose product is annotated as phytanoyl-CoA dioxygenase domain containing 1. NCBI's taxonomy places the organism in Eukaryota, Metazoa, Chordata, Mammalia, Artiodactyla, Delphinidae. The transcript is spliced from 11 exons. The record is from RefSeq and is a predicted model, not a curated record. The coding region runs from base 76 to 1152 and encodes 358 amino acids.
UCUCCCCUCCUGACCUUUCUCCUCUCCAGCCUCAGGCACAGCCGCAGAGCCACCCGUGCGCCCUGCCUCGUCCUCAUGGCCUACCUGAGCCCCUCACAGCUCCAGAAGUUUCAGGAGGAUGGAUUCCUGGUGCUGGAAGGAUUCUGGUCUGCCGACGAGUGCGUGGCCAUGCAGCGGAGGAUUGGCGAGAUAGUGGCUGAGAUGGAUGUCCCUCUCCACUGUCGCACGGAAUUUUCCACCCAGGAGGAGGAGCAGCUGAGAGCCCAGGGCAGCACAGACUAUUUCUUGAGCAGCGGCGACAAGAUUCGGUUCUUCUUUGAGAAAGGCGUCUUUGAUGAGAAAGGAAAUUUCCUGGUCCCUCCGGAGAAAUCCAUCAACAAAAUUGGCCAUGCUCUGCACGCCCAUGACCCUGUCUUCAAGUGUGUCACACACUCCCCCAAGGUGCAGGCUUUGGCCAGAAGUCUGGGCCUCCGGAUGCCCGUGGUGGUGCAGAGCAUGUAUAUCUUUAAGCAACCUCACUUGGGCGGCGAAGUCUCCCCUCACCAGGACGCCUCCUUCCUGCAUACGGAGCCUCUGGGCCGGGUGCUGGGCGUGUGGAUUGCUCUGGAAGAUGCCACGCUGGAGAAUGGCUGCCUCUGGUUCAUCCCUGGCUCCCACACAGGUGGAGUGUCGAGAAGGAUGGUCCGGGCCCCUGCUGGCUCGGCGCCUGGCACCAGCUUCCUUGGGACCGAGCCAGCCCGGGAUAACAGCCUCUUUGUGCCCACACCGGUGCAGAGAGGGGCCCUCGUCCUAAUCCACGGAGAAGUGGUGCACAAAAGUGAGCAGAAUUUCUCCGACUGCUCACGCCAGGCCUAUACUUUCCACCUCCUGGAGGCUGCUGCCACGGUCUGGAGCCCAGAUAACUGGCCCUCUGAGGGCAGGGACGCCACCCCCUCUCGGGAGAAGCUGUGGGCCACCAACGCCAGCGCCUCAACCCACCGCCCAGCUGCAACGGGGAAUUCGCAUCUCUCCUCCAGGGCUUUCCUUCUGCUGGUGUCUGUGCAGACAGGCAGGCAGCAGCAGAAGGCUGGGCUGGGUGCCUUCCCCGAGAUCUGUCUCUGUCUGUCCCGACCCCAACACAACCUCCCCCUAGAGGCAGCCUCGCGGCCAUGAAAGGGUUCUGGCUGCUUCUCUGUCGGCUUCUCACCCGUCGUCUCCCCUCUCACAUGGAACUCUUGGUCAUUACGGUGGGAGACACUGAAUAAAAAACACUUCCAAAUGCA